Messenger RNA from Juglans regia (Persian walnut), 2196 nucleotides. RefSeq names its product serine/threonine-protein kinase BSK2. Gene Ontology annotation, biological process: brassinosteroid mediated signaling pathway; protein phosphorylation. Gene Ontology annotation, molecular function: protein kinase activity; ATP binding; protein binding. NCBI's taxonomy places the organism in Eukaryota, Viridiplantae, Streptophyta, Magnoliopsida, Fagales, Juglandaceae. The record is from RefSeq and is a predicted model, not a curated record. The transcript is spliced from 10 exons. The coding region runs from base 477 to 1958 and encodes 493 amino acids.
UUUUUCAGAUCACAUCUCAUCGUUUGUUGCAGGCCGUGAUCCGAUCCGAGACUUAGCAAUCGCCAUUGUUUUGUUGGCUUUGUCAUUGUUCCAAGUUUUGAUUAAACACCAGCCAGAGCUUUUCAGGUGAAGAAGAAGCUGAAAGCAGAUUGCCAAAAAGUUCAAUGUAAAUGCAAUGCAGAAUCUCUGAAUCUCUCGCUGGCUUGCUGUUUUCACGUGCUGGUCGUCAGCUGAUCAUGUGCCGCCUCCUCAUACUUCUUUGAAAGUCUACCCUCUUUCUACGUUCUCAACCCCACCACUACGCUCCACUUCCUUCCCCCUCUUGACUUUUCUCCCUAACUUUCAUACUCCUACUUCAAUCAGACACUCUCUGGUUUUGGUCUUUUUUUGUCUUGCUCUUCCAAAAACCCCCUAACAAGGACGCUGCAUCUUUAUUCUCUUCCAUUUGAUUCUGUUUCUCUAUGUAGUGCUCAGUCAUGGGCUGCUUUCAGUCCAAAACCGCCCUCCUCACUUCCCCUGAGCAAGACCCUCCCCUCCCUCAGCCCAACCCUGAUCCAGGUCAUGGGGAGGAGAUGGAGCAAGAUGGCGCAGUGCCGGGAUUCAAGGAGUUCGGCCUGGCGGAGCUUCGAGUGGCAACGAAUGGGUUCAGCAGCGAGUUGAUAGUCUCGGAGAGUGGAGAGAAAGCUCCCAAUGUGGUUUACAGAGGGAAGCUUCGCAACAAUCGCCUGGUCGCCAUUAAGCGCUUCGCUAAGCUAUCCUGGCCCGACCCACACCAGUUUGUGGCAGAAGCUUCUGGGGUUGGGAAGGUUCGGCAUAAGAGACUGGUAAAUUUGAUUGGAUGUUGUGCUGAGGGAGACGAGCGGCUAUUGGUGGCCGAGUUCAUGCCCAAUGAUACUCUCUCCAAGCAUCUCUUUCACUGGGAGAAACAGCCAUUGCCUUGGGAAAUGCGUGUGAGAGUUGCAUACUAUAUUGCACAAGCACUGGAUCAUUGCAAUACCGAAAACCGAAAAAUCUAUCACGACUUAAAUGCAUAUAGAGUUCUCUUUGACGAGGAUGGUGACCCCAGACUAUCCAGUUUCGGUCUUAUGAAAAAUAGCCGAGAUGGAAAAAGCUAUAGCACCAACUUGGCUUAUACUCCGCCAGAGUUUUUGCGGAUAGGCAGGGUCAUCCCAGAAAGUGUGAUCUACAGUUAUGGGACUGUUCUGUUGGACCUUUUGAGUGGAAAGCAUAUCCCUCCAAACCAUGCGUUGGAUUUGAUAAGAGGAAAAAACUUGUUGUCAUUGCUGGAUUCAUCCCUGGAAGGACAAUACACCCAAGAAGAUGCAACUCAGUUGGUUGAGCUGGCCUCAAAAUGUCUUCAAUAUGAGGCUAGAGAUCGGCCUGAUAUUAAGUUUCUUCAUUUGGCAGUAGAGCCCCUACAGAAGCAAAAAGAGGUUGCAUCACAUGUCCUGAUGGGCCUAACAAAAAUGCCGAUGGUGCUGCCAACCAUGCUUUCCCCACUUGGAAAGGCUUGUGCCAGGAUGGAUAUUACUGCAGUGCAUGAUAUAUUGCUUAAAAUAGGUUAUAAAGAUGAAGAGGGAGCAGAAAAUGAACUGUCAUUCCAAGAAUGGACACAACAAGUGCAAGAUAUGUUGAACACAAAGAAGUUUGGGGAUAUUGCAUUUAGAGACAAAGAUUUCAAAAAUGCUAUUGAGUAUUAUUCAAAGUUGGUAUCGAUGAUGUCUGUUCCUUCGGGAACUGUCUUUGUGAGGCGAGCCGUCUCGUACUUGAUGAUUGGCCAACCAGAAUUUGCCCUGAGAGAUGCCAUGCAAGCUCAGGUGUGCUUGCCGGAGUGGUCCACUGCCUUCUACAUGCAAGCUCUUGCCCUCUCAAAGCUUGGAAUGGAAACCGAUGCCCAGGACAUGCUUAAUGAUGGAGCCUCCUUCGAAGCAAAGAAGCAAAACAGCUGGCGCAGUUAGGAUUUUCAUGUAGUGGGGGAAGUCCAUAUCUGCCCCAACCUUUCUGCCCCAUUUAUACCAUUAUUUUGCCUUUGGCUGGGCAAGCAUAUCCAUGUGAGAACAAAUUUACUGUAUGGUGAGAGUAGUUUUAAGUUGACACCCACCAUCCUCCAUUUGAUUAGUUUCACAGAGAGAAAUGUAUAAAGCUUUUUAAAAACAAUAAUACAAGUUAAUUUUGAGACUUUGUAGUGAACUUAAA